This is a messenger RNA of Fusarium verticillioides 7600, 444 nucleotides long. RefSeq lists its product as hypothetical. The record is from RefSeq and is a predicted model, not a curated record. Bases 1 to 444 code for a protein of 147 amino acids. The transcript has a single exon. NCBI's taxonomy places the organism in Eukaryota, Fungi, Ascomycota, Sordariomycetes, Hypocreales, Nectriaceae.
AUGCUCGAUUCGAAGACUCGAAAUAUUGGAAUGGAAAUCGAAAGCGGGCCGGGCCGGCCGCUAAACCGGGCCGUUGUGAUCACCAGGCUCAGCAAGCAGGGAAUACAGUUCACCAAAAGACCUGAGGCCUACGGAUGGUCUGUGUAUUUAUCCCCUCGACACAUGGUUUGUUACGACAACCAGUCUCAGGCCUACAAGUCGGUCAUUAUUGACUACUUUUCGUCUGGAUUACGAGCAGUGGUGAACACCCGGGAGCCUCGAGCUUACAGCUUGUGUCUCGCUUGGUGCAUCCACCCACCGAAACAGAUGCGAGUACACGCACAGAGUCACCGACACCCAAUAUACCUGCGUAAGGGUAUAUUCUUUGACACUCCCCAGCCACAGAGAUCGGGAGUCCGACCUGCAUCCCUGCUGAGCCCAACUAUGCCCAAUGUUAAGGCCUAG